CGUUCAGCUCUAACUUCAGCCGCGCUCGCGCGUCACCGCGAGGACUCAAAACUAUUACCAGAACAAGGUAGUUUACUUUACACCAAGCAUAGUUUUAAAUCAAUAGUUGUUAAAGUGAUUGUUUCCUAGCAAUAAUUUGUUUUACAGUUACACUACAAUAUUUAAGCGAUUUUGCAUAAAUGUUUAUUUAUUUAUUUACUUUAAAUUUGUUUAUGGUGGCACUUUGAAGACUGUAACAACUGAGUGUUAUAGCACCGACUCUGGAACCACAUUCUGCAGGAAACCGGGCGCGCAACCCCGCGCACAGGAACCGAGGACAUAUGUUGUCAGGCCCACGCUAUUGUAGUAACACUUCAGUGUUCGUCCAGACAGAGUAGGAAGCCCGAGGUUACCUGUAAACAGUGAACUCAGCGGUCGCUGUUUUCUCACUUCCUGCUUUUUUCAUUCCGCGCUUUUGUGAGUGCUGAGGUGACUCAGCAGGCCUGCAUUCCGCGCGCACUGCUCACUGCCGCACGAGCGUGAGCACGUGAGCACGGGUUUUAAACAGAAUGGCCGCAGCAGAUGUGACGCUGGCGCAGAGCGCUGGCUUUGACAAUGAAGACGACGACGAUGAAGAAAUUCUCAGCCCUGACGACCUGUCCGAGUAUCUAACUGCAGGGACUAAGGAGGCCCAUGACCGAGCUGAAAACUCUCCUUUCGCCAAGGACUUCCUUAGAGGCAGGAUAAAGAGAGAGCUUUUUAAGCUCGGCACAGCUGCUCUCUACUAUGUGUACUCUGCCCUUGAGCAGGAGAUCGAGAGGCACAAAGACCACCCCAUGUUUGCCGCUGUGUAUUUCCCCUCUGAGCUGCACAGACGGGAAGCUCUGGCCGAGGAUCUGGAGUACCUGUACGGGCCAGGCUGGAGGGAGCGGGUCAGCUGUUUGGCGGCAGCCAAGCCCUACGUGGAGCGCAUCCGCUGGGUGGGGCGUCAUGAUCCAGGCCUGCUGGUGGCCCACGCCUGGACCCGCUACAUGGGGGACCUCUCCGGCGGCCAGGUGCUGAAGAGGGUAGCGCAGCGGGCGCUGAAACUGCCGGCGAGCGGCGAGGGGGUCCGGUUCUAUCACUUCGAGGGCAUCCAUAGCCCCACGGCCUUUAAGAGGCUUUACCGCAGCCGGCUGAACGAGCUGGAGGUGGACGUGAGGAUGAAGGAGAGGCUGGUGGCCGAGGCCAACCUGGCUUUCCGAUUCAACCUGGAGGUGUUUGAGGAGCUGCAGGAGACUGGGAAAGGUAUUAAGGAAGAGGUGCAGGACAGCGGUGUACCUGCCCACGGAGACAUGGGAGGAGACAUUAGUAAAUGCCCCUACUAUGCUGCCCAGAUGGCGGUGAGGGGGAAAACAGCUCGUGUGCGUCAGCUGGCCAGGAUGCUGCUCACACAUGCAACAGCCCAGGUGCUCCUGGUGACAUGGGUCGCUGCAGUUGCUGGAUUGGCUGCUUGGUAUAUCAUGUGAUUAAACAUGGGAUGCCAUAGACCAAUGAGAAAUGGGGAAGGACUUAAAAGUAAGUGAUAACCUCAGCUGUUCCACAGAUUUGACCUCUAAGCUUUUAUCCAUACUAUUGUUUAUAUUCACUUUGACAAAUGUACUGAAGUGGUGUGAUUUUUAAAAUUUUUUAAAUAGACGCAAGUGAACGGUGAGAAAGACGGUCAGAGGAAGAGAUCCCCUAGUGACGUUAGUCCAAAACACCCUUUAACGCUGAUCAGACCAGCUGUUACAUCUUAAAAUGAUUACCUGUAGAUUUGAGUAAGGGCGACUGCUUCUUCGAUCUAGAAUUCCACCACAUGCUUGGAUAGAGAAAAGUAUAGCACAACACAUUUCACUCCUGUUCCUGUUGUAAUAAAACUGUUGUCUGCUGUACUAACUGGGUGUAGGUUUCCCGGAAUAUAUCUGCUGACUGUGCUGAGUGUGCAGGUCCAAGGCAGUAAUGGUUUAAGGAAAUCCACAGUUCCCCUCAUAACUGAUGUACUGAGACGAUGCUUUACAGAAGUUCCUUGCUAUGAAGUGGAUAUGGUUUAAUUAACACAUUAAACACCAGUCUGCCAGGAAAGGUGUAGUGGUAUUAGAGUCUGAAUAUGCUUACUAUGAAGUUAUGUGAACUUUCCUACUACCACUGAAAGUAAACGUUAAUUGGGAGUGGUGAUCUUUAAGGGCUAAGAUGUGAUAUUUUUAUGACUGAAGUUCUUUUUUUUUGGUACAGAAAUACAACUUGUUUAUGCCUGUGGCAUGUUCUGCAUUUUGCUGAGGCUGUUAAUCAGGCAGGGUAAUAAAACAUUUAACAAUGAA
Molecule: messenger RNA, 2318 nt
Organism: Electrophorus electricus (electric eel)
Lineage: Eukaryota; Metazoa; Chordata; Actinopteri; Gymnotiformes; Gymnotidae
Gene: hmox2a
Product: heme oxygenase 2a
Biological process (GO): heme catabolic process; response to oxidative stress; heme oxidation
Molecular function (GO): heme binding; heme oxygenase (decyclizing) activity
Source: RefSeq, a predicted model, not a curated record